Clonostachys rhizophaga is the source of this 2301-nucleotide messenger RNA. The record is from the annotation of a GenBank genome assembly. NCBI's taxonomy places the organism in Eukaryota, Fungi, Ascomycota, Sordariomycetes, Hypocreales, Bionectriaceae.
AUGCACCAUGGCCAGCUACUAUGGCUGCUCCUCCACGCGAUAGCCGUUUCUCACAGCCUGGGCGCCUACGUUGAAUCCCGACCAUGCGCCAAUAUACGCAGCAAGAAAAGCCUGUCGACCAGCGUCACCGCGGCACUGCGGCCCCUUAUACACGGACAGACACUCAGCAUCGAAGGCGCAAGCUUGGUUAGGGCGACUGAAUGCGAUGGACUGGCAGCCGUCACGGUGAAUCUGACUACCGAGGGUCUGGGAUGGAGAGUCUCGGAUCAAUUGACGACAAACACGACUUGCGAAUCUGUGCCGUGGGCAAGAGACGGCAUGCGUCUCCUCCGAACGAAUGUUUCCCAGAACAUCGAACGAACCCCCCUCUCGACCUUCCAUACGCGCAUCGAAAUAGCCAAUAGCAAAACCGCGGGCGAGUUUGCCUGUGCCCAGGUCGAAAUAGCGACGGAGAUCGACCUCGUCAUAUCUCGCGUCCUACGAUGGGUGCCCUGCGCGAUCCUUAUAUUUGUCUUCGUGUACGGCGCGAUUGACUCAUUAUACGAUCACGAGCCGACCGAACACAUCAUAGACGGCGUGAGACUGCUGCGGACAGAGACUCGACCAAUACUUCCCCUGUUUGGCGAUUGUCUGCACUAUCUGCAGUUUGUCUUCCUCUCUGGAGGCCUCAGCAUCUCCUACCCCGGCUUCUAUCGCCCUGCUGUUAGCAAGCUGAGUUGGUUCUCUCUAUUCCAUAGCGGGCCAAUUACACACAGGCUCGCCUAUAACGGUGUUCGCGAUGGCAUCUACGAGGUCAACGGCACGUAUGGCGGCACCUACGGGCUUGAGAUCAUGCAUCAGAUUGCUGCCACGCCUGGAACGAUUGAUACCUGGUUCAAUAUGCUGGUCACCAUCCUCAUUAUCACCGUAUGCGCUGGCGUCAUCCUGGAAUGUCUUCGUCUCCUUCGCAAACCGCAGCGCACUUCGCUGGAUCAGGCGACACCUGAUGUUCGCAGCAGCCUCCGCCAUCGAUUUGCCUCUCUGCUUCGCGUGGUUUUCUCAUACUUCACCAUGCCGCUGAUAGCCAUGUCGUUCUAUCAGCUUGCCAACGCCAUGUGGCUUCCUCGGACUCACACCGUCUACGCCGUCUUCCUGAUCGUCUACAUGGCUGCGCUGUUUUCCUGGCUUCUGUACCAGGUCCCGCCCCGGAGUCUUGGGCGUCUCCUCUUGAAUAAAUCUACCCGUUACGAGAGCCUGCUCCUAGGCGAUGCCCCGGCGCCAACCCCAUCUGAUGACAUCUUCGUUCUGGUGCUUUUCACAUUGCUGUUCAUCAGAGGAAUGGUGGUUGGCGGCCUUCAGAAAUGGGGCGCUGCUCAAUUGGUAGUUCUUUGCACUUGCGAAGUGGUUUUACUGGGCUGUAACUACUUGCUCAAGUCACACCCGCUUGGAUCCGUCGUCGCCAUCGGGGCUAUUGUGAGGCUCAUUGCCACGGGACUCAUGGUCGCCUUUCUGCCUGGUGCUUCGAGCAUGACUACGAAAACGACUAUCGGGCGCGCGAUUCUGGUUCUGCACGCCGGAAUGCUGCUUGGAGGCUUCUUCGUCCCAUCUGCGAUAAGACUUGUCAGGCUACUUGUAACGAGGUGGAACGCCCCAAAGGCGGACGUUUACAGCCUCCGGCAGCUUCGAAGACGACAAACAGCAAGAACGAACCUUUCUCCAACACCUCAAGGCGUAUCGUUGGUUGUGCCUGGCCGCGAGGGAGAGGAGUGGGGGCCUGGAGCUCAAUCUUCUCAAAGCGACACUCCCAUUCCUUCAAGGUUCUACUUUCGCCCGCCGCGCUCAGUCUCUUCACGUGGUGGCUCGCCCGUAUCAGUGGCUUCUCCUUGCGUCACACCAACACAUAAACGUGGUGCAGCUUCAAUCUUGGUGUCUCCGAUAGAGAAAGGCCUCCCGCUGGAUUGGACACAACCCGACCAGAAGGCGUCGGGAGCGUUCCACUACCAUAGCACAUCCCGGUCGUCUGGGUCUUCUCGGUCGUCCGCAGAUAGCCAGUCCUCACCUAGUCAAUCAGUUGGCGACGGCGGAGCGGAGUCUCCCGAGGACGUCCUUCUUGUUCUGCCAUUCAACGACUAUACCACCAGAGAAUCAGAUGCGUAUCAUCUGGGGCCGGGUGGAAGAAGAGUUCAUGAAUGGGGCACUCCUGCGGGAGCCCCAAGCGGCGAGGUGUCGCAGUGGCCCCUCUUCGCCAAUGUUCAGCAACUCAUUGCAAGGGUGUCGUUCAAGUUUCGCAAUCCCUUUGAACGAAAGACAGACGCAGAUUGA